GUGCUUCGUACAAGCUACAAAUAGAAAUAGAUGCAUUAAAAUGAAAAUAUGACUGCUACCGUGCUCGGAACAGUACAUUUCAGCAUUUAUUUCAUUUGUUCCCUUCCUUGCCUUCUACUUACCUAACAUAUAUCUGUAAGUUUCAUCUUCUUAUUGCUUAUCCUCUGGCUUUAAAUACCCACGAGAUCAAAGGAAAACUUCAGUUCUUUGUUGUGUCUCCUAAUUCAAAAUACUUCACUUUGUUAAACCAUGGCUUCUUCUGCAGCUCUAUCUACCUCUAUAAACCUUGUAAGUUCUCCCUCUCCUUCCAUGGGUCCUGUAUUUGGAAGCUCCCAAGUGGGUCUUGAUCCAUUAAUAAAACCUGCCUUUUGGUCUCUGCAGACUCACCAUUUUGGGGUUCCCCUUCUCCAUCACUGCAGUUUGAGGAGGCAAAGAAGAAAAUCAUAUUUCAGUGUCUCUCAGCAAAAAAGCAUUGUUGAGCAAAAGAACAGUGAAGACAGAUCAAGAAAAAAGCAAAGUGACGACACAACAAUUAGAGAUUCUCCAGUAUCCCAGCAGGAGGGUAGCUCCCCUCCGCUGGUUAAUGCAUUGAAAGUUGCAGCUGAACGAAAUGCCGCUCGUUUUCACUUUCCUGGGCAUAACAGAGGGCGUGCGGCACCAUCAUCAGUAACUCAGCUCAUUGGUGUAAAGCCAUUUAUGCAUGAUUUAACCCAGAUUCCAGAGCUGGACAACCUUCAUCGUCCCAAGGGCCCAGUUUUAGAAGCAAUGCAGCAAGCAGCACAACUUUUUGGAGCAUCUGAGACAUGGUUCCUGGUUGGAGGAACCACUUGUGGGAUUCAAGCUGCAAUUAUGGCAACUUGUUCUCCAGGAGAACAUAUAAUUCUUCAAAGAAAUUCCCAUAUAUCAGCCAUAUCUGCUCUGGUGUUAUCUGGUGCAAUACCUAUAUACACCAUGCCUGAGUAUGAUUCCAAUUGGGACAUUGCUGGUGUGGUUACUCCAUCACAGAUUGAUAAAACAAUCAAGGAUGCAGAAAUGGAAGGCAAAACAGUAUCUGCAGUCUUUGUUACUUCACCUACUUACUAUGGAGUAUGCAGUAAUCUGAGAGAGAUUUCCCAGAUAUGUCAUUCUCAUGGAAUUCCCUUGAUUGUUGAUGAGGCCCAUGGGGCACACUUUGGGUUUCAACCUCAGCUACCUCAUUCAGCACUCCAGCAAGGGGCUGAUUUGGUUGCUCAAUCCACCCAUAAAGUUCUCUGUUCUCUUACUCAGUCAUCAAUGUUACACGUUUCAGGAGAUAUCAUAGACAGAGAAAGAGUUUGCAGAUGUUUACAAGCAGUUCAAAGCACCAGCCCCAGUUAUCUGCUUUUAGCAUCAUUAGAUGCCGCCAGAGCUCAACUAAGUGAUAAUACAGACAAGAUUUUCAAGAAAGCAAUAGAUUUAGCAAAUCAAGCAAAACAAAAGAUAAAUAAAAUUCCAGGUAUCUCGAUCCUAGAAGCUCCCACUAUUGAUCCAUUGAGACUCACUAUUGGUUUCCAGCAAUUUGGUUUGACUGGCAAUGAAGCAGAUGAAAUACUACACAAGAAUCAUGAUAUAGUUUGUGAACUCUUCGGGACACAAUCCAUUACUUAUGUCACUACCCUCGGAACAUGUGAAGAUGAUAUACAAAGGCUGGUGUCAGGUAUUGAGGAUAUAAGCUCUUCUGCAUCCAUUCUGAGAGUUGAAGGAAGAAGCAAACUUAGUCUUUUUGCUCCCUUUCCUGACAAUAAAAUCGCUUUGAGUCCUAGAGACGGGUUUUUCGCGAAAAAAAGGAGAGAGAACUUUGAAGAAUGCGUGGGGAAGGUGUGUGGGGAGCUAAUAAGUCCAUACCCACCAGGGAUACCAGUAAUGAUCCCAGGUGAGGUUAUAUCUGAACAAGUUUUGGAUUAUUUCCUGCAUCUAAAAAGCAAAGGUGCCACUGUAGAUAGUGCAUCCGAUCCUCAACUUGCUUCACUACUUGUGUGCAAUGUGUAGGCGAAAGUGCAAAAUGACUUAUGAACAGGGUGCUUUAUUUGAAUCCUGAUAUGGUUGGAGUGGUUUCUAGCAGAAUAUAAGUAUUGAUAAGUAAAAUCAAGUUGAACCUCUUCUUUGUAAUCAUCUUUCCUCCACACAAAUGCACCAAUAAUCAAUGAUUUGA
Molecule: messenger RNA, 2170 nt
Organism: Momordica charantia (bitter melon)
Lineage: Eukaryota; Viridiplantae; Streptophyta; Magnoliopsida; Cucurbitales; Cucurbitaceae
Source: RefSeq, a predicted model, not a curated record